AUGUACCGUACUGUACUGUUCCUGCAAACCUGGCUUCUCCGGCAACCCCUUCGCCGGCUGUCAGCGAGUUCCGGAAACUCAAAGAGGUUAUUUUAUUACCAGGCAGCAGACCUUCUGGCACAAAGGUCUACAGAGUGGAGCGCUUUUUUUAAGGUAUACGUUAACGCAGAAUUUUGGACGUCUGGGACAAACUUGCCCAUGGGACAAUGGGUCUGGAUGUCUUCCAGGGAACCGGUGCUUCCAGAUUACUCGGACUGGUGGCCUGGAGAGCCUAACAAUGCUGGAGACGAACACUGCUUGGAGCUCUGGGAGAGGGAUAGCAGGGGCUAUAAGUGGAACGACAAAAGAUGUACCGAGCAACUUUACCCGAUAUGUGAAUAUUUUGAAUAA
This is a messenger RNA of Homalodisca vitripennis (glassy-winged sharpshooter), 390 nucleotides long. Its product is annotated as perlucin-like. Lineage: Eukaryota; Metazoa; Arthropoda; Insecta; Hemiptera; Cicadellidae. The record is from RefSeq and is a predicted model, not a curated record. The coding region runs from base 1 to 390 and encodes 129 amino acids. The transcript is spliced from 3 exons.